AUGGAAAAAGAAAGUAAUUCUUGUUUUUCUGGAUUUUCCACUUCAGAUGAUGGUCAAAAAGUUGUAAUCAUGCUUAAUGGAAUUCGAAAUUCCGAACCACCUUUUGAAGAACCACCUUUAUCAACACGUGUUAGUUCCACUAGUGUAUCAAUUAAGCAUAACCAGGCACUUGGGAGUUUUCAUGAAGUAAAAGGCGAUCCGAUAGUGAUCAAACAUGAAACUAUAUCGGGUAAUCACACUACACACGUUCAAAAAUCUACACAUCGAGUAGAACAUACACAUAGGCCACGUCAAUUUACAAAUUUGACAUCUCAAUCGUCGUGUAAAAUAAAUUCAUCUGUUGCCGAUUGUCAACCUCAAACAAUGAAUCAUGAAAGUGGAUCUACCUCUUCAAAUGGUGAUAAAAAAAGUCGUCAAUUAGCGAUCAAGUCUAAGGCGAGUAAAAAUUCAUACAAACGAGAUGAGGAUGCUGAUAUUUUUUCGGAUGAUGAAUAUGAUGAAAAAAAAGCAGAUCAAAGUUUACUUAAACUUGUAAAAAAUCAAUUACUUUCUUACAUUGAAGAAAAACCAUCAAGGAAAUUUAAAAGUGGAGAAUAUACAUGGACAGAAAUAAAACCAUAUGUAGUUAAUAUGCACUUUCCUCGAUUUCGGCAAUAUUUGAAAGAUAAGAAUAUCAUCGCUCCAAAUGCAAUGAUAUUUCGAUGUAUUAAAGAUCUUCAUAUAUCUCGACGCGACGUUUGGCUUAAGAAACGUAGACGUGAACGUGAGAGAAGGUCCGAUGAAAAAAUGAAAGCAGUAGAACCAUCUGAAGCGAGGUCCGAUGGUUAUGUACCAUACAGGAUGAAAACAUAA
Messenger RNA from Dentiscutata erythropus, 852 nucleotides. The record is from the annotation of a GenBank genome assembly. Lineage: Eukaryota; Fungi; Glomeromycota; Glomeromycetes; Diversisporales; Gigasporaceae.